AGAGUGAAUCACUGCUUUCGAGGACGACUCGCUCGCUCUCCCUUCCUCUCUUUUGCGCGCGCGCUCUCUCUUCGUCUCUUCUCCCGACACCAGAAAAGAGAAAGAACUCCCGAUCAUCCACAGCAGCUCCUCUUUAGCUCACUCUCGCUCCUCUUUCGCGCUCCGUGCUCAAGUUCGUCCGUUAAGCUUUGAUUCUCUGUCUUAGCGCAGGUGUUGAGCGCACCUGAGCGCAGGUGCUCCAGACACGCGCACGCACAGUCCUGAGUUUGGCGGUCCGCAGCGUGAGCGCGCACAUGGCCGCGCUGAUCACCUCUUACUCCUCGUGGCCCGAGAGCUUCGAGUGUCCCGCCGCGGGAGACGGAGACGGCGUGGACGCGCGCGUGGGGCAGCGCGCUCCCGCGGACAGGGCGCCGGAGCCGCGCAUCCGCAGACCCAUGAACGCGUUUAUGGUGUGGGCCAAGGAUGAGCGCAAGAGGCUGGCGGUGCAGAACCCGGACCUACACAACGCAGAGCUCAGCAAGAUGCUGGGAAAGUCCUGGAAGGCCCUGACUCCCACGCAGAAGAGGCCGUAUGUGGAGGAGGCAGAAAGGCUACGGGUGCAGCACAUGCAGGACUACCCAAACUACAAGUACCGUCCCCGUCGGAAGAAGCAGCUGAAGCGUAUCUGUAAGCGUGUGGACCCUGGCUUCCUGCUGACUGGCCUGGGCCCUGACCAGAACUCUCUGUCAGACCCGCGUGGUUGCUGUCACCCCAUGGACAAAGAGGAUGAAGGUGGAGUGGGUGGCAGCGGUGGAUUCUCCUCACCCAGUGCAACUUUGCCCGGCGUGAGGGUCUUCAGGGACCCCGCAAACUCCAGCAACAACUUUGACACGUAUCCUUAUGGCUUGCCCACUCCACCUGAGAUGUCCCCUCUGGAUGCGGUGGACCACGAGCACUCUUCCUACUACGCCUCCUCCAACUCCAUCACCAACAGCUCCUGCUCGUCCUCCAGCUCCGGCCCGGAGGAUCGGCGCCCCACACCAGCUCACAUGAGCAGCCCUCCGCCAUACCACCCCGACUACUCCCAUCAGCCAUCUCUCCACUGUGGCAGCACCCAUCUGGGCCACAUCCCCAUGUCCCACCAAGGUAGUGGACCCACCCUUAUUCCCACUCCUCCACUCUCAUACUACAGUGCUUCGUUCCCUCAGGUCCCUGUCCACCACGGCCUCCAGGGCCACUUAGGCCAGCUUUCGCCCCCGCCCGAGCAGGGCCACCUGGAGAGCUUGGACCAGCUUAGCCAGGCCGAACUGUUGGGAGAGGUGGAUCGUGAUGAGUUCGACCAGUACCUGAACUCCACCAGCUAUCAUCCCGAACAGGGCGGGAUGACCGUGACAGGACACAUCCAGGUAACGCCGGCAUCUACCUGCCCCAGCAGCACCUCGGAAACCAGUCUCAUCUCCGUACUGGCCGACGCAACGGCCGCCUACUACAACAACUAUGGCAUUUCUUAAAGAACGAGACAAAGUGAAAGACACUAUGUGUGGACAGAGACCAUGGGCUGUAAAUGGGUCACCGAUGUGAUUGGCAGGUAAACAAGGAAGGACUGAAGUAGGGGAGGAAAAGAGAAGCUACAGGAUGUCAAGGGACACCUCAGGGAUGCAUAGAUAAAGCUCUAAAGUUCAUUCCCAUCUUUGUUUCCAAGAAAAGAAAGGAAGAGAAUAGAGCAACUGGACAAACUGUUAGUCCUGCUGAAAUGUUCUCAGACAUUGCCACAGAUACUUGUACAUUUGCUCUACAUCUUAUUUAUGUAUCUAAAUGUUUUUUUUUUGCAUUAAUCCAUAUUGUAAUGCUGUUUUUUUCUGUCCUAAUAAUCAUGCCUUUAUGACAAACCUCAGUUGUUUUACCUCAAGACACUGUAUUUAAAUGAGGCUGGACUCUUCUACAAGAUCUUCAGGACUCAUGAAGGAAAUCUCCUUUUUUCUAUCAACACCCAUAUGAAUAUAUAUUGUACUCAUAAAUUGUUACCAAGAAAAUAAUAAUGAUGAAUAUUAUUGUAUGCUGAUUUAGGUUUGUGACCUUAAUUUAAUUCAAAUAAAAUACCAAAUUUCUACCUUGAUAUCUCCACGGAUAUUCGUGUCAUAUGGAUGACCAAAAAAAAAAAAUAAGAGGAAAAAACAGUGAACUGAAGAUCAUAUUUGGAGGAUCAUUAUAAAGGACAUGCGCUGACGUUCAUUUUCGUGACGAACUGCAUUGUGUUCAAGUAAGAACAGCACAGUGACACUGUCUGUUGUUUCGGACAAGCUGAAACUAAGGCUUUGUAGAUGUUUUGUGAAAUGAAUGAUCUGGGAAGCUGAACUAGGCGCCAGAAAAUAAAAACAACUUUAAACACA
Colossoma macropomum (tambaqui) is the source of this 2369-nucleotide messenger RNA. RefSeq names its product SRY-box transcription factor 7 (gene sox7). Gene Ontology annotation, molecular function: DNA-binding transcription factor activity, RNA polymerase II-specific; RNA polymerase II cis-regulatory region sequence-specific DNA binding. NCBI's taxonomy places the organism in Eukaryota, Metazoa, Chordata, Actinopteri, Characiformes, Serrasalmidae. Gene Ontology annotation, biological process: regulation of DNA-templated transcription; anatomical structure morphogenesis; cell differentiation. The record is from RefSeq and is a predicted model, not a curated record. The transcript has 2 exons. Bases 294 to 1490 code for a protein of 398 amino acids.